AUGGAUCUGGGGAAAACAGACAGUCAGUUAGCAUUCACUGCUAUUAAGCAGCAGCAGCUGUAUGCUGCCAUGGCUGACACCUUUCUGGAACAUAUGUGUUGUUUUGACAUCGACUCAGAGCCCAUUGCUGCUCGGAACACUGGUAUCGUCUGCAUCAUUGACCCAGCCUCCUGAGCUGUGGAUACAUUAAAGGAGAUGAUUGAAGCUGGAAUGAAUGUGGCUUGUCUGAACUUCUCCCAUGGAACUCAUGAAUACCAUGCAGAGACUAUCAAAAAUGUGCAAACAGCUAUAGAAAGCUAUACUUCUGAUCCUAUCAAGUACCGGCCUGUUACCAUAGCCUUGGACACCAAAGGACCAGAGAUCCGGACUGGACUCAUCAAGGGCAGUGGCACAGCUGAAGUGGAGCUGAAGAAGGGAAGCACUCUCAAAGUCACCUUUGAUGAUGCCUAUGUGGAGAAAUGUGAUGAAAAUGUCCUGUGGGUAGACUACAAAAACAUCUGCAAGGUGGUGGAUGUUGGUGGCAAAAUCUUUGUGGAUGAUGGGCUCAUUUCUCUUCUUAUGACAGAGAAAGGUCCAAAUUGCCUUAUAACUGAGGUGGAGAAUGGUGGCAUGCUGGGCAGCAAGAAGGGUGUGAACCUUCCUGGAGCAGCUGGUGACUUACCUGCUCUAUCUCAGAAGGAUAUCCAAGAUCUACACUUUGGACUAGAGCAAGGGGUGGAUAUGAUAUUUGCAUCUUUCAUCCAAAAGGCAGAUGAUGUCCAUGCAGUCAGAAAGGUCCUGGGAGAGAAAGGAAAAAAUAUCAAGAUCAUCAGCAAGAUUGAAAACCAUGAAGGAGUCCGGAGAUUUGAUGAGAUCCUGGAAGCCAGGGAUGGCAUCAUGGUUGCUCAAGGAGACUUGGGUAUUGAGAUCCCUGCAGAAAAAGACUUCAUUGAUCAGAAGAUGAUGAUUGGAAGGUGUAAUCGAGUUGAGAAACUGGUUAUCUGUGCCACUCAGAUGCUGGAGAGCAUGAUUAAGAAGCCAUGCUCCACAAGGGCUGAAGGUAGUGAUGUGGCCAAUGCUGUCCUGGAUGGAGCUGAUUGUAUCAUGCUGUCUGGGGAGACUGCCAAAGGAGACUAUCCAAUAGAAGCUGUGGGGAAGCAGCACUUGAUUGCCCGAGAGGCAGAGGCUGCCAUCUUUCACACGCAGUUGUUUGAAGAGCUUUGCCACCUGGUCCCCAUGACCAAGGAUCCCACUGAAGCCACUGCCCUGGGUGGUGUAGAGGCUUCCUUCAAGUGUUGCAGUGGGGCCAUUAUCAUCCUCACCAAGUCUGGAAGGUCUGCUCAUCAGGUAGCCAGGUACCGUCCCAGGGCCCCCAUCAUUGCCGUUACUCGUUGUGCUCAGGCUGCAUGCCAGUCUCAUCUGUACCGAGGUGCUUUUCCUGUGCUGUGCAAGGUCCCUGUUCAUGAGUCAUGGGCUGAAGAUGUGGACCUCAGGGUUAACCUUGCCAUGGAAGUUGGCAAAGCUCGUGGCAUUUUCAAGAAAGAUGAUGUGGUCAUUGUGCUAAAUGGUUGGCGUCCAGGUCCAGGCUUCACCAACACUAUGUGUUCGGUGCCAAUUCCAUAG
Dromiciops gliroides (monito del monte) is the source of this 1602-nucleotide messenger RNA. Its product is annotated as pyruvate kinase PKM-like. NCBI's taxonomy places the organism in Eukaryota, Metazoa, Chordata, Mammalia, Microbiotheria, Microbiotheriidae. Gene Ontology annotation, biological process: cellular response to insulin stimulus; glycolytic process. The record is from RefSeq and is a predicted model, not a curated record. Gene Ontology annotation, molecular function: potassium ion binding; pyruvate kinase activity; magnesium ion binding. Gene Ontology annotation, cellular component: cytoplasm.